CAUCCUCCCCUUUUUGUCUCAUUCUCUGUUUCCUCUGCAAUCAGUCAUACAUGCCCCUGACUUUAUGGAUAGCUUGUGGGCCCCACCUGCCUGAUACUCAGACUUGGAGAGUGUUGCUGCUGAUUGAGGAGGAGGCCGGUGGCCAUGGCGACGGCGAAGCCGAUCCUGUACAACUUCUGGAUCAGCUCCUGCUCCCACCGUGUCCGCAUCGCUCUCAACAUCAAAGGUCAACCAACACCUCUGGAGCUGGCUUGCUUUCUUGGUGUGGAUUAUGAGUACAAGUCAGUAAAUCCCAGGACAGAUCCAGACUAUGAAAAAAUCAAUCCGAUAAAGUAUGUACCAGCAUUAGUAGAUGGGGACAUAGUUGUUUCUGACUCUCUCGCCAUCAUAUUGUAUUUGGAAGAUAAAUAUCCUCAGCAUCCUCUACUGCCUAAAGAUCUCAAAAGGAAAGCUCUUAAUCUUCAGAUCGCAAACAUAGUUUGUUCGAGCAUUCAACCUCUUCAAGGCUACGCCGUUAUUGGUUUGCAUGAGGGUAGGUUGAGCCCUGAUGAGAGCCUUCAAGUAGUUCAGCAUUAUAUUGACAAAGGAUUCAGAGCGAUCGAAAAGCUUUUGGAAGGAUGUGAGAGUAAAUAUGCUACUGGAGAUGAUGUCCAAUUGGGAGAUGUGUUUUUAGCACCACAGAUUCAUGCCGGCAUACAUCGCUUCCAAAUUGAUAUGUCGAAGUACCCAAUUUUGGAAAGACUUCAUGACACAUACAUGGAGAUCCCUGCAUUUGAAGCCGCGCUUCCUAAAAAUCAGCUAGAUGCACCAUCAUCAUAAAAAUAAGAUUAGCAAGCUACAUCAAUAUACAUGCUUUUCAGCAAUAAUUUGGAAGGGGAGUCACUGCUUCCUGCAGUACCCUGGGUUAAAAGCUAGCUUACGCUUGUGCCAACACUCAAGAGUAAAUGUUUGCAAAAUUGGUUGUUUCCUAAUAAUGUGUACACUUUUGAUGAACUCUAUUCGCUGCUCAUUCUGAAUAUAGCACUAUACGUGUUAACAAUUGUUA
This is a messenger RNA of Phragmites australis (common reed), 1045 nucleotides long. RefSeq names its product glutathione S-transferase. The transcript is spliced from 10 exons. Gene Ontology annotation, molecular function: glutathione transferase activity; maleylacetoacetate isomerase activity. Lineage: Eukaryota; Viridiplantae; Streptophyta; Magnoliopsida; Poales; Poaceae. Gene Ontology annotation, cellular component: cytoplasm. The record is from RefSeq and is a predicted model, not a curated record. Gene Ontology annotation, biological process: glutathione metabolic process; L-phenylalanine catabolic process. Bases 145 to 819 code for a protein of 224 amino acids.